GUUAGCAGGCAUAGUGGAUGUUCAGUAGAAUCCGCCAUUUCUAGCGUAUUGCGGGAUGCUUCCUAUUAAAAGUGUGAAAGAAAGAUAGAAUUCUAGAAAUGUGUGUUGGAUACGAAUUCUGAACUGUAGGAUUUAGGUAGAAGGAAUAAAAUCCUCAAAUUGAUUUACCCCUUAUGACUGAUAAAGUGCAGAUGCCUAAUAAUAAAUAUUUCGACUUUGGUGUUCUCUAAAGUUGAAAGCAGUGGCGCCUUUACCGAGUACCAGUUUCACAAGCAACGUCACCAGGUCUGGGCUUGACGUCAUGAAUUUAGAUGCAGAAAACCGGGUGGUGUUGAACGUUGGCGGAAUCCGCCACGAAACCUACAAAGCCACCUUGAAGAAAAUUCCAGCCACCAGACUCUCUCGCUUAACAGAAGCUUUGGCGAAUUACGAUACGGUUUUAAAUGAAUAUUUCUUCGACCGGCAUCCCGGUGUUUUUGGACAGAUACUAAACUAUUACAGAACCGGGAAACUCCAUUACCCCACAGAUGUCUGCGGCCCACUGUUUGAGGAAGAGCUGGAAUUCUGGGGUCUGGAUUCCAACCAAGUAGAGCCUUGUUGCUGGAUGACCUACACGCAGCAUCGAGACACCCAAGAGACUCUAACUGUUCUAGACAGAUUAGAUCUUGACACCGACAAACCUGGUGAUGAAGAAAUAGCCCGUAAGUUUGGAAUGGAAGAAGACUUCCUGAACGGAACUUUAAGCUGGUGGCAAAACGCCAAACCAAAAAUGUGGUCCCUCUUUGAUGAGCCUUACUCCUCAACAUCGGCCAAGGUCAUUGGUAUAAUAUCAGUGUUCUUCAUCUGCGUAUCCAUUCUGUCCUUCUGUCUGAAGACUCAUCCUAACAUGAGAGUUCCUGUCAUCAGGAACGUCACCGUCUGGACGUCACAACACACUAAAGCGUGGACAUUAGACAAGUUUCAGACCAACCCUCACUUGGCGUUUUUUUACGUUGAGUGUGUGUGCAAUGCUUGGUUCACUUUUGAGUUCACGACCCGUUUCAUCGCCUGCCCCAGCAAGUUGGACUUUGUUCGAGGAGCUGUCAACAUUAUCGACUUUACAGCAACUCUGUCUUUCUACAUAGAUUUGGUGUUACAAAGGUUUGCCUCCCAUCUAGAGAAUGCCGACAUCUUGGAGUUCUUCAGCAUCAUUCGGAUCAUGAGGCUAUUCAAACUUACUCGUCACUCAGCAGGAUUGAAAAUCCUGAUCCAAACCUUCAAAGCCAGUGCAGGAGAACUUAUUCUUCUGGUUUUCUUUCUUGUUCUCGGAAUUGUAAUAUUCGCCAGUUUGGUUUACUAUGCCGAGCGAAUCGAGUCAAAUCCAGAAAACGAUUUUAACAGCAUUCCGCUGGGCUUGUGGUGGGCUUUAGUAACGAUGACCACAGUGGGAUAUGGAGACAUGGCGCCAAAAACGUACACAGGAAUGUUCGUGGGCGCUCUUUGUGCUCUUGCAGGUGUGCUAACUAUAGCUCUCCCAGUGCCCGUGAUUGUGUCAAAUUUUGCCAUGUUUUACUCGCAUACACAGGCGCGUGCUAAGCUACCCAAGAAACGCAGGCGCGUGCUGCCUGUGGAACAACCACGAGGUCCACGUGCCAGGGGGCAAGGGCCAGGUGCAGGGGAUGGCCACCAGACCAGGAGGAUGAAUGCAAUCAAACAGAACCACCCAAAAGAAUUCGCAAGCCCUAAAUUGGUUACCCCGGAAGUUCAGAUGUGCCGCUAGAGGGCGCUACACGUGUGUCGUACUCGGGGGGAAGGAGAUGAUGCCAUCAAAGACGAUGACGUCAUAGUUCCACAAAAUGACACCAGAGGACGUGUUUGUUAGGAACGCGUUGCUAGGCUGCCAUGAGAAGCGACCAUGACGUCAUAAUUCCACGAAGUGUCACCAGAGGGGGCGUUGUUAUGCCGCCAUGACAGGCAGCCAUGACGGACAAUUACGUAAUAGUUCCAUGAUACAUUCCAGCGGACACUACGAACUCGGGUACUGGACAAUGAUGGAUGGAUAAACAUCAAGGCAUUCAUUUAUUAUUUUUAGUUGUAGCAAAAUGAACUAGUACAGAUAUUAAAAUAUGCAAAAUAUUGGUUUUAAAUCUAGACAUUGAUGAUGUAAUCACAAGUGGAAGUAUAGUGUCUGCCUUUGUAAAACUCAUUUAAGAUAAAACUAUAAAAGUAUCAUGUGUAAAAUGAAAUAUUUUGUCUUGCAUAUUAAAUAAGCGCCGAAAGUCGUUGAAAUAAUCUCUUGAUUUAUAAUUAAAGAGUCAAACAGUAAGUUUAAUCAUUUCAUGAUAUCAUCCUUUUAAGAUGAUUUAACUAUAAAUGGUCAGGAAAUUUAAUUAACUAGUAAUUUAGUGUUUAUACCGACUCUAUUAAUUAUAGUCAUGUUGUUCAAAUUUGUGCUGGCCUUACUUCCUGGAACUAUGACGUCAUCGUUAUCCCCUUCUCCAUCCCUGAGUUCGACACAUGUGUAGCACCCUCUAGUGGCGUGUCUGAACUCCUGGGGUAACUACUGAUACACUAAUAAGUCUAAUAAUACAUUGAAUUAUAUCAGUCUUAUCACAAGAGAGAAAACCCGGCAUUCAAUAAUUUCAAUAAGAUUGUACAUAAUUUACAUACAGGUAGAACAAAGGAACCAACGUAGUUAAAACAAAGCUAGCGACAUCUGUACAGUAACACGUUAAUAAUUAUUCCAACUAUUUAAAAGAAUUAUGUAAAACUGACACCCAAUGUUAACAUAUGAAUUAGCAAGAAAAAAGAAAGGCUAAUUUUUAAACACGUUACGGCUAUACAGUAAUCAGUUUGUUUUUUUGGUUUGUAGUUAAGCACAAAGCUACACAAAGGGCUAUCUGUGCUCUGCCCACCACGGAUAUCGAAACCAGGUUUCUAGUGUUGUAAGUCCGCAGACAUACCGCUGUGCCACUGGGGGGCGCAGUAAUCAGACACACACACUUCACCAUAUUCCAACUUUUUUUGCCCAGCUUUCAGUUUGUGGCAUCUUAUUAGAUGUCGUUUUCUUUUUAGUAUUUCAAAUUAUAUUUCUUGUUCCUCCUUUAUUUUGACGAAAUCUAGGAAAUUCUUUGUCUUACAAGUUAAUUUUCCUUUCCAUCCUUAAUUCUAAAAUAGUUGAGAAAAUUAUCCUUCUUGCUUCACUGUGUAAUGUAAAUUUAAACUGUAUCAAAACUUGUUAGAUUUUAAGUUACAUGUAUGUAGAGUUCUUAAGACAAAGUCAAUAAAGAUGUUAGAGAAAAAACGCAAUAAAAACAUUCGUCAUUCCUUUAAAAAUACUUUUACAAAUUUCAUGCUUAUUUUCCUUCUCCAUAAGAUGAC
Molecule: messenger RNA, 3360 nt
Organism: Limulus polyphemus (Atlantic horseshoe crab)
Lineage: Eukaryota; Metazoa; Arthropoda; Merostomata; Xiphosura; Limulidae
Product: potassium voltage-gated channel protein Shaw-like
Exons: 4
Coding region: 302-1759 (485 amino acids)
Biological process (GO): protein homooligomerization; potassium ion transmembrane transport
Cellular component (GO): voltage-gated potassium channel complex; neuronal cell body membrane; axon
Molecular function (GO): protein binding; delayed rectifier potassium channel activity
Source: RefSeq, a predicted model, not a curated record